AUGACACCGCCGAGCAAGAGAAUUCUCGUCCUGGGCGCCACCGGUGUCAUUGGCAAGGUCCUGGUGGACGCACUGGUGCGCGCGGGGGAUGCCUUUGACACCAUCGGUCUCUUCACGUCGCCAGACACGGUCGCCCGCAAGAAGGAGCUCAUCGAUUCGUUUGUGAGCCGGGGGGUGGUCGUGCGGACCGGCGACAUUGAUGCUGACGAGGAUGUCCUGGAGGCGUACAAAGACUUUGACACGGUCGUGUCGGCAGUCGGCCGCAACGCCAUCGAGAAGCAGGUCCGGCUGAUCGACCUGGCCGCCCAUCGAGCCCCGAGCAUUGUCCGCUUCUUGCCGUCCGAGUUUGGCACCGACAUCGACUACUGCGCCGCCUCAGCCGCCGAGAUCCCUCAUCAGAAGAAGCGCCGCGUGCGGGCCUGUCUGGCCGGACAGACCAGCCUCGCGUACUCCUUUGUCGUCACCGGGCCGUUUGCCGACCUCUUCAUUGGCAACUUGCCGGCAGAGCCGCGCGUUGGCAGCUUCGAUCUGGUCACGCGCACCGCCUUCCUCGCCGCGCCUGACGGCCCUGUCGGCCUGACCACCAUGGCCGACGUCGGUCGCGCCCUCGUGGCCGUGCUGCACCACCCGGACGUCUGCGACGGCCGCGCCGUCUACGUACACUCCUUCGUCACCACGCCGGCCACCAUUCUGGCCGAGUUUGAGCGCCAGACGGCCAGCAGCAACGCCGCCGCCGCCUGGACUGUCCACCACACCACCCUGUCUCAGCUCCGCGACAUUGAGCAGGACGCCCGCGCCCACGCCGCCCCCCUCGCCGAUCUCUUCACGCUGCGCCGCAUCUGGGCCGAAGGCGGAACGCUCUACGACCACAUGGACAACGAGGCCAUCGGCCUGACCUCGACGGACUCGCUGGAGGACGUCGUGCAUGCGGCUGUCGAGCGGCCGGUGGCUGCCUUCCAGAGCGGCGAGCUGUAG
Grosmannia clavigera kw1407 is the source of this 975-nucleotide messenger RNA. RefSeq names its product isoflavone reductase family protein. Lineage: Eukaryota; Fungi; Ascomycota; Sordariomycetes; Ophiostomatales; Ophiostomataceae. The record is from RefSeq and is a predicted model, not a curated record. The transcript has 2 exons. The coding region runs from base 1 to 975 and encodes 324 amino acids.